This is a messenger RNA of Porites lobata, 351 nucleotides long. NCBI's taxonomy places the organism in Eukaryota, Metazoa, Cnidaria, Anthozoa, Scleractinia, Poritidae. The record is from the annotation of a GenBank genome assembly.
AUGGCUUCUGGAGAAGCCCAACUAGCGGAUAUGUUGGUCAAGUCAAACAGUACUGAGAUAAUCGUGCUAGAAUCAUGUCUUUAUGCGCUUAUUUUAUCAGCGUUGCUUUUUGGAAAUUUAAUUACUCUGUUAGUCCUUGUUUUGAACCGUCUAAUGAGAGCAGUUCCUAACAUGUUUGUGGCAUCGCUCGCUAUAACAGACUUGAGUGUGGGAAUUUUUGCAAGCAUUUUAUCGUUUUAUUCGGGAAUAACUUCCCAUUGGUUUUUUGGAGACGAAAUGUGCCAGUUCCAGGGUUUUAUAUCGGUAACUUUGGCAUUGGCCUCGAUUCACACAAUGGCAUUGAUGGCGGUG